Dictyostelium purpureum is the source of this 1194-nucleotide messenger RNA. RefSeq lists its product as uncharacterized. NCBI's taxonomy places the organism in Eukaryota, Evosea, Eumycetozoa, Dictyosteliales, Dictyosteliaceae. The record is from RefSeq and is a predicted model, not a curated record. The transcript has a single exon. Bases 1 to 1194 code for a protein of 397 amino acids. Gene Ontology annotation, molecular function: protein binding.
AUGAAUUGUUUAAAAAGAAAUUCAUUUCAAAAAUGUAUAAAACAAACAAUAAUAUAUAAUAAUAAUAAUAAUAUAGCAAGCUACAAUAAUAGAAUAAAAAGGUUUUUCUCAGUUAACAGUAAUAAUAAUAAUAAUAAUAUAGUUAAAAAUGAAGAAAUUAUUAAAGAAAUUACAAACGAAGGCGAAACUAUUAAAUUUGAAGUUAUAGUUAAAGAACCAAUCAUUCACAAUGAAACUGUUAGAGGAAUGCAGGUUGUAAGAGAAUCACCAAUUAAAGUUCAAAAUCCAAUUAAUCCAUUUGCAUAUUCAGUUGAAACAGUAGAGGAUGCUUUGUCAUUACCAGAUUUAAAACCAAUUGGAAUAGAUAAUACAUAUGCAACAGGUGUAAUGCACGAAAAUCUAAAACAGUCGAUGCCAUAUUUAAAACAAUUAAUUCAAGAAAACCAAACAGAGAAGGCAUUUUCAUUAUUUCAGGUUAUGGAAAGAUUUUAUGUGCCAGUUAGCGAAGAGUGUUAUGCUCUCUUAAGAAAAGAAAUUGAAAAGGCGAUGGUCGAGGUAGCACUAUUUAACGAUGCAAUCAAGCAAGAAGAGGAGAAACCAGGAUCGGUACCAGAACAGCGUUUAUAUAUUCCACCCAUCAAAACAUUAAAUACACUUUUAAAUUACUAUACAGAAACCGAUAAACUACCAGAGGCUUUUCGUCUUUUUACAACAAUGAAACUUUUAGAUGUCAAACCAAAUCAACAUACCUAUAGAUCUCUAAUCAAUGCAUCCAUCCGUUAUGAAGAUAUCGAAUUGGCAUUGAUUUUUUACGAAAAUAUGAGAACUGACGGUGUGGUUUUAGAAGAACAAACUUACGAAAGAUUAUUUGACACAUGCUGUAACACUGUUCAUUAUGAUGGCGCUGUAGAUUUAUAUAAAGAAUUGGUCGAACGUUUCAAAAGAUCCUCUUUUGAACGUUGUGCCUUAUUAACAACAUUAGGUGCAACUCGUUUCAUGUAUUGGAUGAAUGUUCCACAAUCAGUUACGGCUGGUAGAGGUUAUGUCACAAGUUUACAAGUUUCACCAACACGUUUCAUUUUCCCACCAAAACACGAAAAUCAUAAACUAUUGGAACCAAAAUUACCUAAAAAAGUUAUGCACAAAUUAACCUCGCGUAAAAAUAAAAAUGGUGGUCUUUUACCAUUUAAUUAA